CGUUUGGGGGGCACUGAGUAAUGCAGCCAUUUCUGACCCAGCAGCCGGGAAAAUGUGAGGCAAUUUGCGGCUGCUGGAAGGAGGACAGCUGCGGCUGAGUCCCUACAAGAGCAGAGCGACCUCACCACCGUGGACCCGGGCAACAGAGCCAGGCAAAAUGGACGACAAUAUGAACACAGAAUCCAUUCUAGAAGAACUUCUUCUCAAAAGGUCACAGCAAAAGAAGAAAAUGUCACCCAAUAAUUACAAAGAGCGGCUUUUUGUUUUGACCAAAACAAACCUCUCCUACUAUGAAUAUGACAAAAUGAAAAGAGGCAGCAGAAAGGGAUCAAUUGAGAUUAAGAAAAUCAGAUGUGUGGAGAAAGUAAAUCUUGAGGAGCAGACCCCCGUGGAGAGACAGUACCCAUUUCAGAUUGUGUAUAAAGAUGGGCUUCUCUAUGUGUAUGCAUCAAAUGAAGAGAGCCGAAGUCAGUGGCUGAAAGCAUUACAAAAAGAGAUAAGGGGCAACCCCCAUCUGCUGAUCAAGUACCACAGUGGGUUCUUCGUGUGCGGGAAGUUCCUGUGCUGCCAGCAGAGCUGCAAAGCGGCCCCCGGAUGUGCUCUCUGGGAAGCAUGUAAUGUGACCCCUCUGCUGGGCUGGACCCCGGGUGGACGAUGCCCUUUAGGCAAACCUGGCAAAUGCCAGAACAGCUCGCCAGUUCAGGAAAACAAGAUGUGCCAGAUUGAUGCUGAUCUGCACAUUGAACCCAAAGAAGAAAAACACAGAGUUCCCAUCUUCCCAGACAGAGUGCUGAAGAUUCCUCGAGCAGUUCCUAUUCUCAAGAUGGAUGAACCAUCUUCAAGUACCGCUCUAGCUCAGUAUGACAGUGACUCCAAGAAAAACUGUGGCUCCCAGUCAAACGUCAACAUGCGGUUUAUGCCAAGAGAAGACUGCCCUGACUGGUGGCAAGUAAGAGGACUGAAAAGCAGUGAAGAUAUGGCAUGCAGUAACCAAAGGGAAAGAAAUGUUGUAGAUCACAGCACCCUAAAGAUUUCAUGGGGAUCCCCUGAGUCAAGUUCAUCUGAAGAAGAGGAAAACCUUGAUGACUAUGACUGGUUUGCAGGUAACAUCUCCAGGUCACAAUCUGAGCAGUUACUGAGACAAAAGGGAAAAGAAGGAGCAUUUAUGGUUAGAAAUUCCAGCCAGGCGGGAAUGUACACAGUGUCCUUGUUUAGUAAGGCUAUGAAUGAUAAAAAAGGAACCGUCAAACAUUACCAUGUGCAUACAGAUGCCGAGAACAAAUUGUACCUGGCAGAAAACUACUGUUUUGAUUCCAUUCCAAAGCUUAUUCACUAUCAUCAACACAAUUCAGCAGGCAUGAUCACACGACUCCGCCACCCUGUGUCAACGAAGGCCAACAAGGUUCCCAUCUCCGUGUCCUUGGGAAGUGGAAUCUGGGAACUGAAAAGAGAAGAGAUUACCCUGUUGGAGGAGCUGGGAAGUGGCCAGUUUGGAGUGGUCCACCUGGGCAAGUGGAAGGGGCAGUAUGAUGUUGCUGUUAAGAUGAUCAAGGAGGGCUCCAUGUCAGAAGAUGAAUUCUUCCAGGAGGCCCAGACCAUGAUGAAACUCAACCAUCCCAAGCUGGUGAAAUUCUAUGGAGUGUGUUCAAAGAGAUACCCUAUAUACAUAGUGACUGAAUAUAUAACCAAUGGCUGCUUGCUGAGUUACCUGAAGAGUCAUGGAAAAAGACUUGAGCCCUCCCAGCUCUUAGAAAUGUGCUAUGAUGUUUGUGAAGGCAUGGCCUUCUUGGAGAGCCACCAGUUCAUACACCGGGACUUGGCUGCUCGGAACUGCUUGGUGGACAGUGACCUCUCUGUGAAGGUUUCUGACUUUGGGAUGACGCGGUAUGUUCUUGAUGACCAGUAUGUCAGUUCGGUAGGAACAAAGUUUCCCGUCAAGUGGUCAGCCCCAGAGGUGUUUCACUACUUCAAAUACAGCAGCAAGUCAGACGUAUGGGCGUUCGGGAUCCUGAUGUGGGAAGUGUUCAGCCUGGGGAAGCAGCCCUAUGACUUGUACGACAACUCGCAGGUGGUCAUGAAGGUCUCCCAGGGCCACCGGCUCUACCGGCCCCAGCUGGCAUGGGACACAGUCUACCAGGUCAUGCACAGCUGCUGGCACGAGCUUCCAGAAAAGCGGCCCACAUUUCAGCAACUCCUAUCUUCCAUUGAACCGCUUCGGGAAAAAGACAAACCAUAAAGAAGAAAUGAGAAGUUCCGAUGAGAAUGAGUGUAAACGUUGGCCAACAUUUUCAUUCUUUUUAAGGGAUGCAGCAAAGCACAGACAUUGUAAUUUAGCUAGUUCUUCUUAAUGGUACUUUGUGUGCUGUUUGUUCUAUUAUCUAGAAAUGAACAAGGUAGGAAACAAAAGAUUUCCUUGAAACUUAGGUCAAAUUAGUAAUUUUGUUUAUGCUGCUCUUAAUAUUAUACUUCCCAGCCUAUAGCAGAAGCACAUCUUCUGAUUGAUUGCAAAAUAGAGAGGGUGUGUACCAUAUGUAAAGAUUGAACAGAAUUGAAAAAUUGUUGGAUAUUUGUUCUUUUCGUAAUAUCACCACUAUCAUGAUAAUUAAAUAUGCUAUUAGCAAGUA
Molecule: messenger RNA, 2624 nt
Organism: Delphinapterus leucas (beluga whale)
Lineage: Eukaryota; Metazoa; Chordata; Mammalia; Artiodactyla; Monodontidae
Gene: BMX
Product: BMX non-receptor tyrosine kinase
Biological process (GO): protein phosphorylation; intracellular signal transduction
Molecular function (GO): protein tyrosine kinase activity; ATP binding
Source: RefSeq, a predicted model, not a curated record